Messenger RNA from Spinacia oleracea (spinach), 2397 nucleotides. RefSeq lists its product as uncharacterized. NCBI's taxonomy places the organism in Eukaryota, Viridiplantae, Streptophyta, Magnoliopsida, Caryophyllales, Amaranthaceae. Bases 1408 to 2397 code for a protein of 329 amino acids. The record is from RefSeq and is a predicted model, not a curated record. The transcript is spliced from 2 exons.
UGGAAAUUCUCUUCAUCUUCCUCCUGCAGCGUAUUCAAUGAACCCUCAUCAAUGAAGCGUCAUCAUUGAAGCCAAAAAAUUCAGCCAAUUAACAGAGAAAGGGGAAGGCGUCAGCAUCAAGAAAAAGGAAGAGGAAGGAGGCAAGAGUAGACAACUACUUACAUUACAGAGUAAUUCACAAAGAAAGGUAAAUUACAAUUUUUAAACCUUGAUUUUACUGUUAAAUUUAGGGCUUAGUUUAUUAAUUAAUUGUGAUUAAUGAAAGGCAUGUGUUUUUGGUAAUGGUUGUUAAUAUUAUAACUAGUUUCCUUAAAAUUCGAUUAUUAAACUGAUUAGGGUUUAAUGGGGAUGUGCUAAUUGAAAGAUGCUUAUUGUGGUUGUUUGUAUGGGCUCAAUCUGGUUGAAUAAAUACGAAUUGAUUUGUAAAGGUGAAAAUUUUGGGUUUAAUCUGGUUGCUUAAUUAGUAAAUUUUGGGUUUGAAGAAUUGUUGAAAUUGUGUUGUUGGCAUUUGUGUUGUUGAUUUAUUUUUUUUGGCAUAUUUGUGAUAAUAAGAAGGAAAUUGAAUUUUUUUGUUUCGUUGGAUGUGCAUCAGGUCUAACGGUAGGAUUAACGUAGAACAAAGUUGGUUUAAAUUGAUGGAGGGUUUUACUAUUAGGUUGUUUCACGGGGGUUAGUUUGUAUCUAGGAAUAAUAAAACUACAUAUGAGAGAGGUGAUAAUCCAAAGGCUGGUAUGUCAUUGCAUACAAAUGUGGAGGAGAUAUGUUACUUUGAGUUUGCAGAUUGGAUUAGGAGGGAAUUGGGAUACGAAGAAGUAGGCCAGAUAUGUUUUAGGAGGCGAGGAUGUAGUUUACAUGUGAAUGGAAGGAAAGAGAUUAAGAGUGAUGUUGAGAUUCCCGAGUUUUUGAGUGCACCCGAGAAGGAUGGGUCGUACCAAUUGUAUGUGGUACAUGUUGAAAGGAGAUUGAUGAUAGGAGUUGUUUUCCUUCUUAUGUGAAGUGGUAUAGUGAUAGUGGAACUCAAUCAAGUGGGGGAGGGAGCAACUUUAUGAGUGGUGACACAGCAAGGGGGGCCCACAGUUGCAUCUAGUCAGCAGUACAGUCAGUAGCUCUAGUCAAAACCCUAAUUCUAGUCAACACUCUACACAUUCUCAAUGCUUAAACAACUUGCCUCCACUCACAAAUCAGUCCACAGAACUCCCACCUUCCAUUUUUUCCAGAGAAAACCCACCCCCUUCCACUGUCCAACCUCUAUCCACAACACUCCUUCAUUCCACACCCAAAUUUCCCCCACUGCCAGUGAGUACAGUGAGACAAAAAAUUCCCACAGUGUCCCUUUUUAAGAAAACACUUCCUGAAAAGGAGGCAUUAUUGAAACAAAAAUUACCUGUUGUGACUGAGGAUAUAGCUAUGACUGAGAGUCAGAAGUCAGCUGGAUCAGGUGAACAUAGAUCUAGGUUAGUUGGGAGUAAGGGAACAGUUGCAGGAGCUGAGGAGAGAGCUGUUGAGGGUCAGGAGAGAGCUGUUGAGGGUCAGGAAACAACAGAAACAGGUGAGCAAAGAUCAAAUUCAGCUGGGGGUGAGGGUGAGGGAAGAGUUGCAGGAGGUGAAGAGAGAGUUGUUGAGGGUGAGGAGGUAGUUGUGCAGGAGGGUAGAGUGGUGUCUGACUUGGAAAAUGGCAGUGAUGUGUUGUUAAGUGAGGGUGACUAUGAAGAUGACAGUGAUGAUGAUUUGUUCCACACAUUUGUGGAUCAAGAUAUAACAGAGAGUGUUGCAAGGACUGUAGGAGGAGUGCAAGAAGGAGAAGAGGAAGAGGAAGAAGAUGAAGAUAAGGGUGGGUUUGACAUUGGUGAUGAUGUAGAGCUUAAUGAUAUUGAUAAUGAAGUUGUUAGCAUAAUAGAGUCAGAUGAUGAAGGACCAAAUUAUCCUUGUUUCAAUCCAAGUGUAGAUUUUAAAGUGCCAUUUGAGUUGUUUAAGGUGUUGAAGUUUCCAUCAAACACUGUUUUGAGGAAGGCAAUUAGGUACAAUGCUAUAGACAAAGGGUAUAAUUACUAUUACUUGCAUAAGAAUAGGAGUAGAGUUUCUGUGGAUUGUGCAAAUAGAUGUGGCUGUCCAGUGAAGGGAGGUAGGAGUGUGAAGUGUGUGUGUAAACAGAAGAGAAAGUGCAGAUUUAAGAUUCAUGCCAAAAAAUUAAAAGGAGAGAAAAGUUGGCAAAUAAAGAGUAUAAGGCCAGAGCAUAUAUGUGGGUGGAAGUUUGACAACCCUAAGGUUACCUCAAAGUACCUAGCUGAGAGAUACUUAGAGGAUUGGAGGGAUGAACCAAACACAAAAGUGAAGGCAUUUAUUAGGGGAGCAAGGAGGGAGGUGAAGUCUGAAAUAGGGUAUUACAAGGCAUAUUAA